CUCCCCCGCAGGCUUUAAAGGGCCCGCGCAGCCGGGGCUGGGCGGGAGGUGGGGUCCGGUUUGUAGGCGUCGCGUGUGUGCAGAAGGAGGCACCGGCGCCAUGAGGGAGAUUGUGCACCUGCAGGCUGGGCAGUGCGGCAACCAGAUCGGGGCCAAGUUCUGGGAGGUGAUCAGCGAUGAGCAUGGCAUUGACCCCACAGGCACCUACCACGGCGAUAGCGACCUGCAGCUGGAGCGCAUCAAUGUCUACUACAAUGAAGCCACAGGUGGGAAGUAUGUUCCCCGUGCAGUGCUGGUGGACCUGGAACCAGGCACCAUGGACUCGGUGCGCUCCGGCCCCUUUGGACAGAUCUUCCGGCCUGACAACUUCGUGUUCGGUCAAAGUGGUGCAGGCAACAACUGGGCCAAGGGACACUACACAGAAGGGGCUGAACUGGUAGACUCAGUCCUGGACGUGGUGAGGAAGGAGGCAGAAAGCUGCGACUGCCUGCAGGGCUUCCAGCUCACCCACUCGCUGGGUGGGGGCACGGGCUCAGGCAUGGGCACACUGCUCAUCAGCAAGAUCCGGGAGGAGUACCCUGACCGCAUCAUGAACACCUUCAGCGUGGUGCCCUCACCCAAGGUCUCGGAUACGGUGGUGGAGCCUUACAAUGCCACGCUGUCCGUGCACCAGCUGGUGGAGAACACGGACGAAACCUACUGUAUUGACAACGAGGCCCUGUAUGACAUCUGCUUCCGCACCCUCAAGCUCACCACGCCCACCUAUGGUGACCUCAAUCACUUGGUCUCGGCCACCAUGAGCGGCGUCACCACGUGUCUCCGUUUCCCCGGCCAGCUCAAUGCCGACCUCCGCAAGCUGGCUGUCAACAUGGUUCCCUUCCCCCGACUCCACUUCUUUAUGCCUGGCUUCGCCCCACUUACCAGCCGCGGGAGCCAGCAGUACCGAGCUCUCACAGUGCCCGAGUUGACCCAGCAGAUGUUCGAUGCCAAGAACAUGAUGGCAGCUUGUGACCCCCGCCACGGGCGCUACCUCACAGUGGCAGCUGUCUUCCGGGGCCGUAUGUCCAUGAAAGAGGUGGACGAGCAGAUGCUGAAUGUCCAAAACAAGAACUCGAGCUACUUCGUGGAGUGGAUCCCCAACAAUGUCAAAACAGCAGUAUGCGACAUCCCACCGCGGGGGCUCAAGAUGGCUGCCACCUUCAUCGGCAACAGCACGGCCAUCCAGGAGCUCUUCAAGCGCAUCUCGGAGCAGUUCACGGCCAUGUUUCGCCGCAAGGCUUUCCUCCACUGGUACACAGGCGAGGGCAUGGACGAGAUGGAGUUCACGGAGGCUGAGAGCAACAUGAACGACCUGGUGUCUGAGUACCAGCAGUACCAGGAUGCCACGGCUGAGGAGGGGGAGUUUGAGGAGGAGGCAGAGGAGGAAGUGGCCUAGGAAACCCUCCCGGGGCUUCCCCUUCCUCUGUAUUCCGUCCAGCACCCAACCCAACCCAACCUGGCAUGGAUUCCCACCUUGUAGACUUAGAAUUUGGCAAGAAUGGUGUUGCCCCAUGGUGGCAGUGUGGGGGUUAGACAAGCUGUGUGGUGGUGGUGGAGGGGUAUGUAGGUCUGAUGAAAAGCACUGACUCCCUUGUCCAAAAUCUUCCCUCCCUCAAUCAUCCACUCAACUCAAAAUGGCAUGGAUUCCCACCUUGUAGACCUACAGGCUGGCAAGAAUGGUGUCACCCCCUGGUGAAGGCAGAGCAGGCUGUGGGUGAUUGGUAGGUGCGGCUCUAUAGGUCUAAUAGAAAACUGUCUGUCUUCCCCACACGUAAUCCUACACCCUACCCAACUCAGUGAGGUAUGGAUUCCCACAUUGUACACCUAGAGUUUGGUAAGAGCAGCUCUGUCCAUUGGUGGUGGGUUGGGGGUAAGACAGGUUGUGUGAUGGGGCAGAGGGGAGGUCUCUUGGUCUGAUGGAGAGCUGCUAUCUUACAUCCAACCGAAUAGGGCAUGGAGUCCCACCUUGUAGAGCUAGUAUGGCCAAAGCGGUGUGACCCUGUUGGUGGCGUGGGGGUAAGAGGCCAUGUAUAAUGGCAAGGGGGCUAUAUAAGUUCAUCGGGAAGCUCGGUCUCCAUUGUCUGCUAUCAUCCCCUUCCUCCUGAGCUUGGCAAGAGUGGUGGUAAGAUGGGCCCUGUGAGAUGGGGCAGAGGGGUAUAGAUGUAAUGGAAAGCUCUUGACUCCCUUGUCCACUGUUUUUUCCCCUACCCCCAUCCUACACCAACCUAACCCAUGGCUUGGAUUUCUACCAUGUAGAUCUAGAGUUCACCCAGAGUGGUGCUUCUGCUGGUGUGGGGGGAAGGGGUAAGACAGGUGCGUGAUGGGGUAGGAGGGAUGUAGGGUUGAGGGGAAGCUCACACUCCCUUCUCUGCCAUCUUCCAUCCAUCUUCCUUCUAGCCCAAUGGGCAUGAGGUCCCCCCACCUAGACUUACGGUUCACCUAAAGCUGCACUGCCCCUGGGGUGAGGUAGUGCAGUGGAAUGGCAGAGGGGAAAAGGGUGGGGGGAAUGUGGGUCUAAUGGAAAGCACUGGCUCCCUUCUCUGCCCCCAUCCUACACCUACCCCAACCCAACAAACAGUCCUGGCCUGGGCUCCUACCAUGGCUGCCCCCUUCCAGCAAGGAGGUGGUACAGCAGGCUGUGCUAUAAGAUGGGAGAGGGCUAUGGGGCGGGGUCUCAUGGAUAGCACUGCCCUUAACUCCCCACCCCCCCCCCC
Alligator sinensis (Chinese alligator) is the source of this 2753-nucleotide messenger RNA. RefSeq names its product tubulin beta 4A class IVa (gene TUBB4A). Gene Ontology annotation, cellular component: cytoplasm; microtubule. The record is from RefSeq and is a predicted model, not a curated record. The coding region runs from base 101 to 1435 and encodes 444 amino acids. The transcript is spliced from 4 exons. Gene Ontology annotation, molecular function: GTPase activity; structural constituent of cytoskeleton; GTP binding. Lineage: Eukaryota; Metazoa; Chordata; Crocodylia; Alligatoridae. Gene Ontology annotation, biological process: microtubule cytoskeleton organization; mitotic cell cycle.